AUGUCUUAUGACCCUUUCUUCAUCAGCGCAAGGCCUGGAGAGGAUCUUGAGGCUAGCAGUUUCUUGGAGGAAGGCAGCGGUGGGGGUGACGACAGUAGUGUCCUGGGAGGGGACAGCCCGGUCACAGGGCCGCUGGGUGCCGUGCUGCUGGCCAUGUGCCUCACUGGGAUGGUGGGGAACAUCUACACGGUGGUAGUGGCCUCCGGCAGGGUGGCGGGCUACUCAGCGGGCUCCUUGGGGGUCUACGUGAUCAACCUUGCCCUGGCUGACCUCCUGUACCUCUCCACCAUCCCCUUCGUGGUCUGCACCUACUUCGCCCAUGACUGGUUCUUCGGCGACGUGGGCUGCAGGCUUUUGCUCAGCCUGGACCUCCUCACCAUGCAUGCCAGCAUCUUCCUCCUGACGGCCAUGAGCCUGGAGAGGUACUGGGCAGUGGCCAGGCCAUUGCGGGCCAGGCGGGCCACCAACGCUUACCGCAAGCUGGCCAGCGCCGUCCUCUGGCUCCUCUCGCUCCUGCUAACGGCCCCCAUGAUGGUGAUGACCCAGCUGCGGGAGGAGGAUGGCCCCCACAAGCGUCUCUGCAUCCCCACCUGGACGCCGGCGGCCUUCCGGGUCUAUCUGACGGUGCUUUUCACCACCAGCAUCCUGGCACCCGGCGUGGUGCUGGGGGUCGUCUACACCCGCUUGGCCCAAGCGUACCGGUCCUCCGCUUGGGGUCUGGGGCUGCCGGCGGCCGGCCGGGCCCCCACCCGGCGGCUUUUCUCCAGGAUCUCCGCCAUCGUGGUGGCCUAUUGGGCUUGCUUCCUCCCCUUCUGGGCCUGGCAGCUGGCCGGGCUGUACCGGGGCGAGGGGCUGGGCAUCGGACCCCCUGCCCAAGCUUACCUCAACUUUGGCGUUACCUGCCUGGCCUACGGCAAUAGCUGCGUCAACCCCUUCCUCUACACCUUGCUUGCCGGUACCUACCGCCGGCGCCCCAACCACAGCAGGAUGGGCACGGCACGGCCCCCGGCAUCCUCCCGGCAGGCUGUGGGUGGCCCGGUGGGAGACCACAGCUUCUCUCCGGCUUCUGGGGAGUUGUUGGGGUCUGUGGGAAAAAGUGAGGGGUGA
Molecule: messenger RNA, 1107 nt
Organism: Haliaeetus leucocephalus (bald eagle)
Lineage: Eukaryota; Metazoa; Chordata; Aves; Accipitriformes; Accipitridae
Product: urotensin-2 receptor-like
Exons: 1
Coding region: 1-1107 (368 amino acids)
Biological process (GO): regulation of blood pressure; neuropeptide signaling pathway; blood vessel diameter maintenance
Cellular component (GO): membrane
Molecular function (GO): urotensin II receptor activity
Source: RefSeq, a predicted model, not a curated record